Molecule: messenger RNA, 1733 nt
Organism: Dichomitus squalens LYAD-421 SS1
Lineage: Eukaryota; Fungi; Basidiomycota; Agaricomycetes; Polyporales; Polyporaceae
Product: general substrate transporter
Exons: 23
Coding region: 1-1587 (528 amino acids)
Biological process (GO): carbohydrate transport; transmembrane transport
Cellular component (GO): membrane
Molecular function (GO): carbohydrate:proton symporter activity
Source: RefSeq, a predicted model, not a curated record
AUGGGCGGUCCUGCUGCAGUGUCGACUGACAACGGUCAGGGGUAUGCGCAUCUCAUCGACAAGUCGAGACCAUGGUGGAAGAAUACGCGGCUCAUCAAGCUGAACUUGUGCAUCCUGCUCUUGCUUAUCACCUCGACGACGAACGGAUACGACGGUAGUAUGAUGAACGGAUUGCAGUCACUUCCUCAGUGGAACGUUGCGUUCAACUACCCGACUGGUGGCAAGCUCGGGCUCCUCAGUGCGAUACAAAACAUCGGGUGUCUAGCAGCGUAUCCGUUCUCGCCGUAUAUGUCCGAUGGCCUGGGCCGUCGUGCAGCGGUGCUCUUUGGUGCAGUCAUCAUGUGCAUUGCGACGGUCCUCCAAACAGCGUCGCACUCCGUAGGCAUGUUCAUUGGAGCACGCUUCCUGAUCGGCUUCGGACUUACAUUCGCGGCCGCUGCGGCUCCGGUGCUCGUUACGGAGGUCGCAUACCCUACCCAUCGCGCACCCGCAACCUCAUUGUAUAACACAUUAUGGUUCUUGGGAAGUAUCAUCGCUGCUUGGACGACAUUCGGCACAUUUCACGUCCCCACGAGUUGGUCUUGGCGUAUUCCGUCCGCCAUCCAGGCUCUUCCCUCAGUCAUCCAAGUUCUUCUUGUUUGGUUCAUUCCAGAGUCGCCGCGUUGGCUGUGCUCGAAGGGCCGCGAGGAAGAAGCGCUCAGGACUCUGGCUUACUACCACGCAAAUGGAAAUCGCAACGAUCCACUUGUAGAGUACGAAUUCGAGGAGAUCCGUGCUGCCAUUCAAUUCGACAAGGAGAUUGCAGCAAACGUCGGUUGGUCAAGUCUCAUCAAGACCCCGGGGAACAGACGUCGCCUGAGGAUCAUGAUCGCGAUUGCGUUCUUCUCGCAAUGGUCUGGGAACAAUCUCAUCUCGUACUACAUGAAUAAGAUCUUCAUUUCCAUUGGCAUCACCGAUCCGAACACUCAGCUGCUCAUUAAUGGGUGUCUGAACAUCUAUAACUUCAUCAUCGCCAUCGUUGCUGGGCUCCUUUGCGACAAGAUUGGUCGGCGCCCAUUGUUCAUCGCUUCGACCAUCGGCAUGUUUGUGUUUUGGGUGCUGCAAACUGUUUGUUUCGCGUUGUACUCCGAGACAGGAAAUAUCGCUGCUGCCCACACUUUCAUCGCCAUGAUCUUCCUCUUCUACGCCUUUUAUGACAUCGCCUUCACGCCGCUUAUUGUAUCCUACACGGUCGAGAUUUUGCCAUUCGCCCUUCGCGCGAAGGGCUUUACUGUGUUCAACUUCUCGCUCACGUUAUCAUUGAUCUUCAACCAGUACAUCAACCCGAUCGCAUUGGCCAAACUCGGAUGGAAGUACUAUCUUGUUUACGUAUGCUGGCUCGCAUUCGAGAUCGGCUUCAUCUGGCGCUAUCUGAUCGAGACCAAGAACCGCACGUUAGAGGAGACCGCUGCCUUGUUCGACGGCGACGACAACGUAGAGAUGCUCACGCAGCAUGCAGCCGUGAAUGCCGGCGUGACCAUCUCGGACCGGCGUUCAGAUAGGGAGAAGGCCCCGUCGGAAGAUAUCAUCGAGGAAGUCAAAAUUUGAAUGCAAGCCGCUCUCGUCAAUUUCUGGAGUUCGAAAACGAGACAUUGUUCAUUUUGCAGCUACGCUUACUGUCUUUCCUGGAGACACGUCAAGUUCUGUACUUGUAUCUCUGUCAUCGAAUGAAGGCUCUGCACUCAACGCAAUUG